UAACGAGCCAAUUUUUUCCAAUGCAGAAAAAUGCAACUUUGAAAAGAACACAGAGAGAGGGAAAAAGUAGGAAGAAGAAAAGGUGGCGGGCAGAAAAUGAAAGCCAAGCCCUUUGCAUUCAAACACCCACCACCAUUUCCCCAUUUCUUAUAGUCCGUCCCGUCCCACGCCACGUUGUUGGUUGUGGUCGGCCGGCCCCACGAGAACCAGAUGCCUCGAUAAUACACCAGAAAGGUGGCGAGCAAUGAAAACACACUUAGGUUUCAAGAACUUAUUGGGCAGAGGGUGGUGAGAUCUCAGUGAACUGAGUCUGUACAACACAACCAUUAGACAAAAGGGGAAGAAAACCAAAUAUCUUAUCAUUUUGGUUCCCUUCAAGCUUCAGUGCCCUUGGGCAGCGGGCUGCAUUUUCCUGCGCUUCUGUAAACGAAUGAGAGGUUAGCACUUGUAUGGAUCUUACAGGCGAUUCCUGGAAAAAGAAAAACGUUGAUUUGUAUACUGGGGCCGAUUCCUGUAAAUUGACUGCAGCGCAAUCGCGGCCGUCGGAUGGCGGCAUAUGCGACGAAUGUGCGCCGAGCUCAAUGGCCCUGGCAAUUCCUUUAUGGGAAAAAGAGGACCCAGAAGAGAGAGGGAGAGGAAAGGAGGGGCAUGAAGACAGGAGAACGAAAGCAGAAGGAUGAGAGAACUUAAUUCAUUGCAGGGAGAGAGGGACAGAGAGAGAGAGGGGAGCUGAAGAGAGCGAGCCAGCGAGAUCAAGCGAGAAGUUCACAGAGCGAGAGAGAGAGAGAGAUAUUGGGAUUGUCUUGUCCUUGCCCCUGGCAUUCUUAUUCUUCAUUCUAGAGUAGCUCUCCUUUUCCUGGCAUUUUGAUCUAGAACCAAGGAUAGAGAGGUACCUCUUUGAUCUGGCUUUGGAAAUGGAGCUACUUGCUCCAAGAUUUGUCGACGCUACUGCUGCUGCUGAUGCUACUGCUGCUCCUAGAGGCUUGGAACUUUCGAGCUUGCUCCAGCGCACUGGGCAGCAAUUGGGAUCCAACUCUAGGGGCUUGUCAAGUCCCGAGAGGUGUUGAGAAGAGAAAGGAAGAUCUUACCAUGAGCCGCUGGCGCCUAGCGAUGAUCCGGAAGAAGCUAAAGUAGUCUCCUCUCCAGCACACUUCCUUGAUACUUUCGUACACAAUUUCCUUUAGGGGCCAUCGACCGAGGAUGAAUCGCUGCGCGACGACGUCGCUUCCUCCAGCGGUCUCGGACGAGGAGGAAGAUCUGAGGAGCAACAGCAGCACCGCCUCGGUGGUGUCCUCCUCCUCGUCCUUGCAUCUCCAUCACCAGGCACAGCUCCAGCAGGCAACUCCAGCUCCGCAGAUGGCCGCUCUAGCCAGCUCUGGAAGAUCGAUCCGCAGGAAGAAGAAGCGCGACGAUCUGUGCGACGCAUGCAAGGCCAAGAGCGCGCUCUGGUUCUGUCCCGCCGACGAUGCCUACCUCUGCCACUCCUGCGAUCAAUCCGUGCACUCGGCCAAUGCUUUCUCGCUGCGCCACGAGCGCGUCAGCCUUCAAGUGGAGGCCGUGGAACCCGUGAAGACGAACUCCUCGGCCGCCUCCAAGAAAGAAGAGGAUGCCUGCCAGGAGCAGGAGAAGGAUUCGUGGGAUUCUUGCGGCAAGAACAAGCGGCCGCGCCGAAAUAUCUCCUUCUCCUCCCCAAUCUGCAAGAACAACAGGAUGAUCAAGCCUUUGGACGAGGAGACGACGUCGCAGCGCCAGGUUACCGGUGAGAAUGAGUCGUCCAGUCCAUCGCAAUCGCCAGAGGGCUCCAAGAACUGCAACAGCCGCGAGGAAGGGGAGAAUCGCCGGCGAGAAGAUCAACACGAGGAGGAAUUGGCGCACACGGUGCCGGUGUUCGUCCAGCCAGUGGAGCCGGAUCGAUCGAGCGAGGAGGACAAGGAGCAGCAUUCGCACUCGCCAGCGUCUGGAAUCGCGACGGAUCUGGGAGAUUGCGACGAGGAAUCCGACGAUGCCGGCGACAUCGAUCGCUUCCUCAACGCGGAUCACGUCCUGUCCGAGGACGACGAUUACUCCCAUCCGCAAGAACGCCAAGAACACAAGAGAGAGGGCCACGACCAUGGCGAGCAAGGGCGAGGCUUGAUCGUGGCACCCACGGCCGCCACGUGCGAGGAUCUCAACGGCCUCCUGGGCCUAGGGAGCAAUUCCCUGGAGGAGCUCGUGGACGACGAUGGUGACGAUGACGACGAGCAGCGCUUCGACUUUGCGAUCCGGAAGAACCAGGCGAUGCGCAAGCAGCAGCGCAUUCCGGAAUUCGGCAACCUGGGGAUGGACGGCAGCGAUGGCGAGGGUGGAUUCCACCGCGGGAGGGUCAAGGCCGAGGAGCACGACCCCUACAUUGAAGGGCUUGGGGAGGAGGAAUUUCUCAAGCCAUGUCGGGAGGGCAUCCUGGGCGAGAUUUUAGGGCUCAAGCUCGGGGAGAGCUGCUAUGAGCGCGAUCUCCAGCAGAUGCACGCCCAGCAUUUGCAGCGCCGGAUUUGCCUCCGCCUGGAUUACGAGGACGUGCUGAAUGCGUGGUCGGAUCGGCGGCCAUUCCUCACGGAUUCCAGCUCCGCGGCGAUGGCGGCAGCGGCGGCGGGGCGAAUCAAUCAUCAGAUGCCAGAGGACUCGACAUCCGACGCUGCAGGCAGCUCGGAUGUUGGUGUUGUUCCAGACUUGAGCAGUGCGGGGAGCCGGCGAAGCGGACGGCCGUGCGCGGUGGAACAGGCAGGCCGAGUGCCUGUGGUGGCGCGCAUGGAGCUCCACGACGGGCCAAAUGCGGAAACACCAGGAGGAGAAGCGGCGGCAGCAGCGACUGGAGCAAUGGCAGCAAGCACAGGAAGCGGAGGACGCGAAGCACGGGUGUCCCGCUACCGCGAAAAGCGUCGGACUCGCCUCUUCUCCAAAAAGAUCAGAUAUGAAGUCCGCAAGCUAAAUGCCGAGAGGCGGCCUCGGCUCAAGGGUCGUUUCGUGAAGAGAUCGCCAGUUGGUUGAAGUGCGAGCAGUCGCGCUCAUGCUUGUCAUCGUCAUCUCCCUCGGCUGUGAUGAAGCGAGCCAAUAACUUCUCCCUUCGUGAUCGAAAGGAGACAAAAGUGCCGCCGCUGCGUGCUCAAAAGCUCGCUCUGCUGCUCUUGGAGAUCCAACAGCGGAAAGCAAAAAAAAGUGACAAAUAACUUUAACUCUGGCCGCGGGAAGCGAAGACGACGCGCCUCGACGAGGGGCUCAGUGCACUGCUGUGUUUGUACAGACGAGGAAACAAUCCAUUGGAGUGAAGACUGUGAAGUGGGAACACACUCUACGGAAUGUUUUAAGAGCCACCUCCUGCAGCAAGGAAGAAAAGAAAACUCGACGUCACCAAAGCAUGAACUCACGCUUACAUCAGUCCAGUCACUGCUGCUACUGCUGUGCAGCCUUGUCCAUCUAGAGCUGUGUAAUAAAAAUCCUGGCCUUUUCUAACAAA
Selaginella moellendorffii is the source of this 3490-nucleotide messenger RNA. RefSeq lists its product as uncharacterized. The transcript is spliced from 3 exons. The record is from RefSeq and is a predicted model, not a curated record. Gene Ontology annotation, molecular function: protein binding; zinc ion binding. Bases 1201 to 3024 code for a protein of 607 amino acids. Gene Ontology annotation, biological process: regulation of DNA-templated transcription. Lineage: Eukaryota; Viridiplantae; Streptophyta; Lycopodiopsida; Selaginellales; Selaginellaceae. Gene Ontology annotation, cellular component: nucleus.